GAAAACCACCAUUUCAUACAUUUCCAUCAAAACCAAAAACCCUUUCUCCCCAACUCCUUCAUCCAUUGCCGUCUGUUUGUAUCUAGCGCCACCGCUACUGCUUCCUACUAGUUUCAAUACUUAAUUUUAUCAGCUUUAAUGGACAUGGACCCUGAUGAUGUGUUUAGAGACGAAGAAGACGACCCUGAAAAUGAUCUCUAUCAGGAAAGGCAGGCAAGCAAAGAACUAUUGGUGUACCUAGUGGAUGCUUCGCCAAAAAUGUUCAACAUCACUUGUCCUGGGGAAGAUCAAAAGAAUGAAUCUCAUUUUCAUGUUGCUGUAAGUUGUAUUGCUCAGUUUAUCAAGGUUCAGAUCAUCAACAGGCCAUAUGAUGAAAUUGCAAUAUGCUUCUUCAAUACUAGAGAAAAGAAAAAUCUGCAAGAUCUAAAUGGUGUUUAUGUAUUUAAUGUUGCUGAAAGAGAACAUUUGGACAACCUUACAGCACGGUUCAUAAGGGAAUUUGAUUGUGUAGAAGAAUCCUUCAAUAAACUUAUUGGCAGCGAGUAUGGUAUUGUUUCUGGAUCUAGGGAUAAUUCUUUGUACAAUGCAUUCUGGGUUGCACAAGCACUACUGCGUAAAGGAUCUGCCAAAACAGCCGAUAAGCGCAUCUUGUUGCUUACAAAUGAAGAUGACCCGUUUGGAAAUAUCAAGGGAGUGACAAAGCUAGACAUGGCUAGAACAACAUUGCAGCGAGCUAAGGAUGCACAAGACCUUGGCAUCUCAAUUGAACUUCUUCCUUUAAGUAGGCCAAAUGAAGAAUUUAAUGUCUCACUUUGUUAUGCUGAUUUGAUUGGAUUGGAUGGUGAUGAUCUUGCUCAAUUCAUGCCAUUGGCUGGAGAAAGAUUUGAAGACAUGAAAAAACAAUUAAGAAAACGCAUGUUCAAGAAGCGCAAAGUCCGCAGGAUCACGUUUAUGAUUGCAAGUGGCUUAUCGAUUGAACUGAAUACAUAUGCUUUGAUCCGUCCCACUGCUCCAGGGACCAUUACUUGGCUGGAUUCUGUCACCAAUCUUCCUUUAAAGGCUGAAAGGUCAUUCAUCUGUGCUGACACUGGGGCACUAGUGCAAGAGCCUCCAAAGCGUUUCCAAAUUUACAAGAAUGAGGAAAUCAAGUUUUCAACAGAGGAGCUUUCAGAAAUCAAGAGAGUUUCAACAGGAAGUCUAAGGCUUCUAGGUUUCAAGCCGCUAAGUUGCUUGAAGGAUUAUCACAACUUGAGGCCAUCAACAUUUGUCUCUCCUAGUGAUGAGGAAGUGAUGGGAAGCACGUGCAUUUUCAUUGCUCUUCACAGAUCUAUGAUACGCCUAAAGCGUUUUGCAGUUGCAUUUUACGGAAGUUCAGCUCGUCCUCAACUGGUUGGUCUGGUAGCACAAGAUGAAAUCGUUGAUGCCGGUGGUCAACUUGAGCCACCAGGAAUGCACAUGAUAUACCUUCCAUAUUCUGAGGACAUAAGACUCAUUGAAGAGCUUCAUUCAGAGACUACUGGCAAUAUGCCUUCGGCCACUGAGGAUCAAAUACAGAAGGCCACUGCUUUGAUGAAACGUGUGGACUUGAGAGAUUUCUCUGUCUGCCAAUUUGCCAAUCCUGCACUGCAGAGCCACUAUGCAGUAGUACAGGCUCUGGCCCUUGAUGAAGAUGAGAUGCCCGAAAUUAAUGAUGAAACUCUUCCGGAUGAAGAAGGCAUGGCUAGGCCAGGGAUUGCUAAAGCGUUGGAAGAAUUCAAGGUCUCCGUGUAUGGAGAAAACUACGAUGAAGAAAAUGAAAACACAGCUCAGGGGAAGGCAAAUGCUGCCUCCAAGAAAAGGAAAGUGGCUUCUGAAGAUGCGCUUGUUAAGUGUGCAUACUACGAUUGGCCCAAACUUGCAGAUGACGGAAAGUUGAAGGAUUUGACUGUACAGGAGCUGAAAUAUUACGUUACAGCCCACAAGCUUCCUGUUGCUGGCAAAAAGGAAGCUUUGAUCAGUCGGAUCUUAACACACAUGGGUAAAUAAAACCGAUAUUUGUGUAAGCCAUUAGUAAGAUUUGUGAAGUCCUCAGAAACCAAAUUUUGGUUUGCACGAAACUUGCAUCUUGUGUGACCUUCCUUUCUAUGGAUUAUAAGGCAAGUUUUCGCUUACUGAUUAAUUUGAGGUGAAAACUUCUGCAUCUCCUGCCUUUAGACUUCUUCCCAAACUUGCAUAUUGAGAAAUUCUGGACCUCUCCGAUCACUCUCCAAAAGAAUCCUUGAACAUACGUACAGUGCCCCCUCCAACGGAGGCUAGAUGGACACAGAUUGUCCUAGGGUGUCGAGAGGGGGCUAGCCAGAGUGUCGAGUCCCUAGAGUGGUAAACCUUGGUUCUGAUACAAUGUGAGAAUAUGUGGAACCCCUAGAUCACUUUUUAAAAGAGUAAUUGAGGAGAAACGAAGGCUUCUGAAUACAGACAAAGAGAAAUGGUCCAAGUUUAUCCGAUAUGGGCACCCAACAAAACCCUAGAUAUGGGCAUCUAUAAUCAGGCCAAGUAACUAGUCAAGAUUAACCAAAACCGGGCUUGUUCUAUAACUGGUUAUCAUGGGAGUGAUUGGGCCAGAUAUGUAAGAGGCCACCAGGUACCGAUAUCGGUCCUUCAUCAGACCUUGUGUAACUGGUUACAAUGACUGGUUGUGUAACUGGCUGGAAGGACUGGAAAGGUGCACUACUUUUAUUUAACUAUGUAGUUUUAAACAGU
Cynara cardunculus var. scolymus (artichoke) is the source of this 2739-nucleotide messenger RNA. RefSeq names its product ATP-dependent DNA helicase 2 subunit KU70. Lineage: Eukaryota; Viridiplantae; Streptophyta; Magnoliopsida; Asterales; Asteraceae. The record is from RefSeq and is a predicted model, not a curated record. Gene Ontology annotation, molecular function: damaged DNA binding; DNA helicase activity; double-stranded DNA binding. The transcript is spliced from 20 exons. Gene Ontology annotation, cellular component: Ku70:Ku80 complex; nucleus. Gene Ontology annotation, biological process: telomere maintenance; cellular response to gamma radiation; double-strand break repair via nonhomologous end joining. The coding region runs from base 139 to 2025 and encodes 628 amino acids.